AUGCUGGCCGCCGACAGCCUCAACUCGACCAUGAUCUCCCGCGUCCCUCUCCUAGCGAGUUACCUGCUGGCGAGGACCGCGUCCGCGAGCCUCGCCCUUGCCGACACCAUUCUUGUCCGCGCUGAAGAUGUCCUCUCGACGCCAUACUCGGCCCUCGUCUCCGCCGAGGCGCUGACCGCCAAGUCGCUUUUGCGUCGCCAGCAGCAGGCCGACGCCGGCAACAGGACCGACGGCAUCCAGCUGCAGCCCGACGGCGCGCUCAACCUCACGGCGUGGGACCAGGACACCAACAACGCCUGCAUCAGCACCCUGCGCUCCAUCACGCGCGCCAGCAACCCCUCGGGCAACUGCAUUUGCUACAACCUGCCGUCGCUCGACGCCAAGAGCGGCGUCUUCGAGGCCGAGCUACGCCUCUAUAAGGUCUCAGAUCCGCGCGGCAGCUGGACCGGCAUCAAGCCGUCCGACGUCAAGGUCAGCGUGUCGUAUAAUGGCGCGAGCGCGAGCCCGGUUAAGGCGGAUGCCAUGACGGGCAAGGGCAUGCAGGGCGGCAUGUCGUCAGUGAUGAGACGCUCCAGCCUGGAGGGCCGCGAGGACCACAAUCCGGAGCUGCUGCAGGCCUACAUGCUUGUAGGCCAGAUUGACGAGAAGCAGAUGUCGGAGCAAAUGUCCAUGGCUGCUCUUCAAUCGCUUGUCAUGCCGACACUCACUCUCGCUGCCACCAACACCAGCGGCAUCCGCGUGGCCACCAAUGUCAGCCUCAACGAAGCGAUUUUUCUGAACGGAGUCUUUUCGCACCAGGUUGUUCAGUCCGACUUUUCCGCCGCGCAAGCAGCCGUCGAUGACGCCCUCGCCGCCCUGCACAAUGGCACGGCUGCCUUCAUCCUUCCUGGCACCCAGCUCAUGAUCUUCCCCGUCGGUCUGAUCGUCACCUCCAUAUGGUUGGCCAUUGGACUGGCCGCGUACGGCAUGGGAACGUUUGAGCGCAUUCAGUACGCGGACAUGUAUAGGCAGCGCAUGGGGCUUGACACUGGUCGCGGACGUGGAGGCAAGACGAUUUAA
Molecule: messenger RNA, 1059 nt
Organism: Akanthomyces muscarius
Lineage: Eukaryota; Fungi; Ascomycota; Sordariomycetes; Hypocreales; Cordycipitaceae
Exons: 2
Coding region: 1-1059 (352 amino acids)
Source: RefSeq, a predicted model, not a curated record